Messenger RNA from Peronospora farinosa, 1926 nucleotides. The record is from the annotation of a GenBank genome assembly. NCBI's taxonomy places the organism in Eukaryota, Oomycota, Peronosporomycetes, Peronosporales, Peronosporaceae.
AUGUCGACGUCACUGCCACUGCCCAAGGGCUUUUUUAACACGAAUGUACGCGUGUCGGAGGACAUGCGGCGCCAGUACAUUGAGUUCGCUGAGGGCUCCAUCCGCAAGGUCUUCGCGUUGAGCGACUGUCACAAGAAUAGCUGGAUCCCCAUGCGGGAGAAGAAAGGGGUAGCUGUCUACCGCAAUUUUGGCCAGAUGCGCGGCCCCAUGGCAUACAAGUCCAAUGUUGCCGAGGUGGGCUGCAAGGGCCAGCUCACGGCCUCACUAGAUCAGGUCGGCCGCGCAUAUGCGGCGCACGACGACGCACUUUUCAGAAGACUCAUGAAAAAACAAAACCCGGCGGUGAUGGAUGCUGCUGUGCUGUCCACGAUCGUACCACGCACACCGCUCACGCCGUUCAGGUACAUCGGUAUCAAGUGGUACGCUGUCAAAACGCCCACGCCCAUCGUUUCUCAUCGCGACUACUGCUGUCUUGAGGUGCAAGACAAGAUUGUGGACUCGUUUGGCAACGAGAUGUAUAUUCGUAUCCUCAAUUCGAUUGAGAUCAACGAGUGCCCGUCGCUUGAGAACUCACAUGGACUCGUGCGUGCAAAGAUACUUGCUGGAUACAUGUACCGCACCGAUCGCGCCGAGCCGAAUGUAGUGCGCGUUCAUCACGUGGCGCGAUUUGACCCUGGAGGUUACUUUCCGGCGCAAUGGGCCUUUAAAACAGCCGAGUCGCAGCUAGUGAACAGCAUCGUGCAGAUCAAUCGUAUCAUUGACAAGCAGCAGAUGAACGCGUGUACUUUUGUAGACAAGAAACUAUGGGUGCCUAACCAUGAGCGUCUGCAUUGCGCUGUGUGCAGCCGGGCCUUUGGCACAUUCCGCCCGCGCCACCAUUGUCGAAGCUGCGGUGAGGUCAUUUGUGGUAAAUGCAGUGUGUUUAAGUCAGUGGAAGUGCCAGGCACCACGCUCAAGAACGUUCGAAUUUGCUCGGUGUGCAACAUGGGCGUGCAAAAGGCGGAUGGGCACGAUGAUGAUGGAAAUAUGUCGGAUAUAUCUACCUCCUCCGUUACAUCCAGCAGUACUAUUGCACACAACGAGAUGAAUCUGAUGGAUCUUUACAUGAAUAAUGGUGGGCCGCGCACUCUCUCAGAUUAUUCGGACGCUUCCGCGCAAUCUAAUAUGUCGAUACGUUCAACGACUUCUUCACAAUCGGUCAAUAAUGCUCGGGGGCGAGGACACGGCCGGCCUCGAAAAACACGUACUCCUCGCGUUCUCACUAAGGAGAGGAACACACCACGGUCAUACAUUGCCAACAAUCUGACGCCCCGCAGUACACAUGAUCUCGGCUUCGGUUCUGGGGGCUCUACUCCCCAAUCCGGAGCAAACAGCGCGGCCUCGACGCCCACUGCAAGAAGGCCAUCAAUUUCAGCGGCAAGUGUGGUGGCUGCUGCGGCAAUCACUGCACAGCGCUUGUCAAGUUACAAGCAACACCCGGUCGAUAUAGGCUAUUUGCGUGAAUCGAUCACUGAGGUUCCAGUGACAACAGCACGCGAAAGGCCUGAGGAUUCGAUGACAUCGUGGCCGCCUGCCAAGAUGCAGCGGGUGGAGACGGAGGAGACUGCAGAUGUGGACAUGGAGGCAGACGAGCAGGAGGAAAUGGAAGUGAAACCAGCGGCAUCUCUUGCUGGUGUCACUAAAGAAGAGCGUCCGCUGGGGUUGCAGUUACCAAUUGUGGAGCGUAUCUCGGAAAGCCCAUUCGAACAGUCGAUCAGUGGGUCGACCGUUUUCCGCGUGUGCUUGGACAAGGAGGACCCCGGUAGUGGUGCUGGUGCCAGCAACGAAGCCCUUUCAACACCCAGCGGCUUACGGCCUUUCUUAAGUGGGCUUCUAUCGCACGUGCGCGGCGAGUCGACCGAGAAGUCCUCGCAGCCGGUCGCCUAA